AUGGUACUCGAAUUACUGAUCUCAAUUUUCGCAGGUAUGGAUGCAUAUGUAUUAGAAUCAACCGCACUUACAGAGAAAGAUUUUGCAAAUGCUGAUUUACUUACGAAAGUUACCAGUGAAAGCUUAAAUAGCUGUUUAAUAGUUAUAGAUGAUUUAUAUAAUCCAAAUGCUAUUCCGCUGGAAGAAAUCAACAAGCAUCGAUCAGAUAUAAGAGGUCCUGUUGCUUCUAAAAAACGGUUUAGACGUAAUGGAAUCAAUAGACCGACAAAGUUAUGGCCUGGGGGGAAAAUUCCGUAUUCCAUUUCACCUCAUUAUACUAAUAUUGAGCGAGCUUUAUUAGCAAAGGCAGUGAAGCAGGUUUACCACGAUAAAACAUGCUUGAGAUUCGUUCCCCGAUCGCCUUAUGAAGGCGAUUACUUGUUCAUUGGUAAAGUUGAUGGAUGUUUUUCGGAAGUUGGAAGGACAAGUGGCGUUCAGGUACUAUCACUAGACAAUGGUUGCAUGGAAUACACAACGAUCAUCCAUGAAAUGAUGCAUGUUGUCGGAUUUUAUCAUGAACAUGAACGAUGGGAUCGUGACAAUUACAUAGACAUCAUUUGGCAGAACAUCGAUCGUGCGGCAAUCGAUCAGUUCGGCAAAGUUGAUCUCUCAAAGACAUCUUAUUAUGGUCAGCCAUACGACUAUCGUUCAAUUUUGCAUUACGACCGGUUGGCAUUCAGCAAGAAUGGCUUUCCAACAAUGCUGCCAAAGCAGAAAGGAUUUGAAUUAACAAUUGGUAAUGCGAAAGAUUUUAGUGAGAUUGAUCUAGCAAAGAUAAAUCGAAUGUACGGGUGCCCCGAUUCAUACAUCACUUCUUCACAGCCGAGAUUUGAGAGUUCAGUAAUAUACUCACCAAUUAUGAAGCGAUACGAAAUGCCACAUCUGGACGAUCAGUAUUUCGAUGAAUUCUCUACAAAAACGAAACAGAAAAAAUGCGAAGACCGAAUCACUGUCUGCUGGAUGACCCAGGAUCGCUGUCAUUCUAAGGCUUUAUUCGUACUCAUGAAAACGCUUUGUGCUAAAACUUGUAAAUUAUGUUAA
This is a messenger RNA of Thelazia callipaeda (thelaziosis nematode), 1080 nucleotides long. The record is from the annotation of a GenBank genome assembly. Lineage: Eukaryota; Metazoa; Nematoda; Chromadorea; Rhabditida; Thelaziidae.